Molecule: messenger RNA, 1602 nt
Organism: Nestor notabilis (Kea)
Lineage: Eukaryota; Metazoa; Chordata; Aves; Psittaciformes; Psittacidae
Product: ran-binding protein 17-like
Biological process (GO): protein export from nucleus
Cellular component (GO): nuclear pore; cytoplasm
Molecular function (GO): nuclear export signal receptor activity
Source: RefSeq, a predicted model, not a curated record
AUGGUGCUGGUUCCUGUCUGGUAUAGUUCAUUUAAAAGACAUUCCAAUGUUAAGAUGUAUGCCCAAAUGUCGAAAGUCUUAGGCAUAACAGACAACAACCAUGUUCUGGAAACAUUUAUGACAAAAGUUGAGACAAAUCUUAAAUACUGGGGAAGAUGUGAGCCUGUGUUUGCAAGUCUUCAGUUUCUAAAUGACCUUUCUGCUGGAUAUCCUUUUCAUUUCUCCUGAAAAAGCUUGUGCAAAAUAGAGGCUGUGAAAUUCAUGCUUCAGAAUCACACAAGUAAGCACUUUCCUUUCUUGGGCAUCAGUGAUAAUCAGCCCAGUGACCUCAGGUGCUGGGCAGUGUUCUAUGCUACUCUCACUCAUCUUCUCAUGGUAGAUUUAGGUGAAAAUGAGGAUGAGUUUGAGAAUUUCAUGCUUCCUCUCACAGUUUCAUUUGAAAGUGCAACUCAGAUCUUCAACAGUAGUUUUGUACAAGAAGCAGCAAAGCGUAUGUUGAUCGGGCUGGCAAGGGAUCUUCAAGGGAUUGCCUUUGCACUAAACACAAAGACCAGCUACACCAUGCUGUUUGACUGGAUGUACCCCAUAUACAUUUCUGUUCUGCAAAGACCUAUUGAGCUGUGGUACUGUGAGCCUGCGUGCACAACCCCCAUCUUGAAGCUGAUGGCAGAAUUCCCGCAAAACAGAUCGCAACAUUUAAAUUUUGAUGUAUCAUCUCCAAAUGGAAUUUUUCUCUUCAGAGAAGCUAGUAAAAUGAUUUCUACCUAUGGUAAUCAGAUCCUCUCUCUUGAGACUUUGUCAAAAGAUCAGGUUUAUCCGUUGAAACUCAAGGGCAUUUCCAUCUGUUACUCUGCACUCAAAUCUGCCUUAUGUGGAAAUUAUGUCAGCUUUGGCGUCUUCAAGUUGUAUGGGGACAACCACUUUGACAGUGUACUUCAGGCCUUUGUCAAAAUGCUGCUUUCAGUAUCCCACAGUGACUUGCUACAAUAUCAAAAGUUAAGCCAGUCUUACUACUCACUUUUGGAGUGCCAGACCCAAGAUCAUGUGAGUUUCAUUAGCAGCUUAGAACUUAGCAUCCUAAUCUGUAUUCUUACCUCAGUAUCUGAAGGACUGACUGCACUCAAUAGAGUUGUAUCUUCCAGCUGUUGUGCUAGUUCAGACUACUUCUUCAAGCACCUCGCUGAAGAAGGCAAGAAGACUCAAAGAGGUAGAGAGAUUUCACAGGAUGGACAGAGAUGGCUUCAUUUCAUGCAGCAGAACCCAGAAGUUCUACAGCAGAUGAUGUCCAUCCUAAUGAACACCAUCAUUUCUGAAGACUGUAGAAAUCAAUGGUCUGUGUCAAGACCACUGGUUGGACUUACACUUCUCAAUGAGAAAUACUUCAGUGAGCUGAGGGCAACCUUGAUAACCAGCCAGCCUGACAGCAAACAGGAAGUCCUUGACCAGUGCUUCAGGAAUCUUAUGGAAGGAGUUGAGCAUAACAUUUUGGUAAAGAACAGAGACAGGUUCGCUCGGAAUAUGUCAGUCUUUUGCAGAGACAUGGCUGAAGCCCUGCGCACUGAAGGGGCCUUGGAUCCCAGCACUUUAGAUAUGAUGAGUUGA